Messenger RNA from Passer domesticus (house sparrow), 1456 nucleotides. Its product is annotated as espin-like protein. The transcript has a single exon. The record is from RefSeq and is a predicted model, not a curated record. NCBI's taxonomy places the organism in Eukaryota, Metazoa, Chordata, Aves, Passeriformes, Passeridae. Gene Ontology annotation, cellular component: cytoplasm. Gene Ontology annotation, biological process: actin filament bundle assembly. Gene Ontology annotation, molecular function: actin filament binding. Bases 1 to 1329 code for a protein of 442 amino acids.
AUGCCACACGCGGCGGCAGCGGCGCGAGGUGCGAGCGGCGUGGCCUCAAGAGCCCCUUUGCCCUCUCUCCCGCCGCAGCCUGGGAGCCGCUCGCCGCCCCUGUGCCGGCGCGGGCCACCCGCCCACGGGGGCAUUCCGGGACCCGCCGGGCAGCCGAUGCGGGAGGAGGACAUGCAGCACCUGGAGAGGCAGCUGGGGAGCCUGCGGGUGAUGCACGAGGCGCAGCCGCUUCCAGGGGGGCCGCAGGCGGAGCUGAUGCCGCCCGUGCCGCUCUCCGCCCCGCCGGCGCCCCGGCGCUUCGCCCUCGCCCAGCAGGACGCGCCUGCCCGCGGCAGCCGGUCCCCCCCGCUGCCGAGGAGCGCUGCCCCACCACCAGCAACCCUGAGCGGCCGGGAGGGCCCCGGGGCGGGGGGAGCCGGGGGCAGCCCCGGUGCCCAGCACGACGCCCGGAGCGAGAUCCUGGGCUGCGGUGUCUCCGUCCGCAGCCUCAAGGCCAACUACGAGGGGCCGGGGGGACCCCCCGCACCUCCUCCCAGGGUCACUAAGCGCAAGCGGGUGCAGCCCCCUGGUAGCACCCGCCGGCCCAUUCUGGAGGAGGAGUACGGGGAUGGGGCGCUGCGGAGGAGCAGGCCAGCGCUGCCAGAGCCGAGCAGCCCGCAUGAGCGCACCAAGGGGUGCAAGGAGCGCGCCGUCUUCCUCUUCCUGGAGCACUGGAAGAAGCGGGCACUCGCGGCAGGGCCCGGGGAGGAGCGGCCGCGGCGGCCGGGGAGGCGGCGACCGGCGGCGGGGCGGCUGCUGGCCCGCUGGAGGAGUGUUGCCCGCCGGGUGCCAGGGCGCCAGAUCCGGCGGCUGAGCCGCGCCACGGUGCUCUACUGGCCCCAACACUUCCUGCCGCACGUGGGCGGCUCGCCCAUGCCCCACGACAGCCUCCCGCUCGACCUCUUCAUGCUGGGCUACUUCCAGCUGCUGGAGAUGCCCCUCAGCCCUGAGGAGCGGCGCUUCCGCCACCUCCUCUGCUACGAGAUGUUUGACCGCCUGGGCAGCCACAGCUGGCACCGCGUCCGCCGCUUCCACCGCACCGUGCUGGAGCAGGUCGAGGCUGGCCACCGCCACUGGCUUGACGGCUUUGAGGACCUCGUGCAGGAGUUUUUUGGGGAUGACCCUCUGGCAGAGAGCCUGCCAGAGCCCCCCGCCGUGGCCCCGGAAGGGCAGGGGGCAGCAGUGCCGGUAGCGGAGCUGGGAGAGUUCAGCGAGGAGGACGUCUGCCGCUUCAUUGACCGCAGCUUCUCCUUCUGGAAGGAGAAGGAGGCGGAGAUGUUCGACACCUGAGUCCAGCGGGAUGCUGCAGGCUGUGCCAGUGGUGUGGCAUGGGGCAGCAGCAAGCUCAGGGGACAGCUGUGGGCUGGCGCCCGGGUGCGCUCGCCUGCCUCUGCGGCUCGUGGUGCAGCUGAGCCCG